Guyanagaster necrorhizus is the source of this 1068-nucleotide messenger RNA. Its product is annotated as Aldo/keto reductase. The record is from RefSeq and is a predicted model, not a curated record. The transcript is spliced from 9 exons. Bases 73 to 975 code for a protein of 300 amino acids. Gene Ontology annotation, molecular function: oxidoreductase activity, acting on NAD(P)H as acceptor. NCBI's taxonomy places the organism in Eukaryota, Fungi, Basidiomycota, Agaricomycetes, Agaricales, Physalacriaceae.
UGGCAACUUCAAAGGAUCAAGCGUGAGACUCGCCGCGAUAUCAUCUUGCACCAACUCCAGGACUUCUACAAGAUGCCUUGGGAACCUAUAAAACUCAAUAGUGGCUAUUCUAUGCCAAGCAUAACUUUUGGAACGUGGAAACUCGGCAAUGGUGAUGACCCUAUAAGCCAGGUUGACCAAGCAAUCUCUGUCGGAUUCAACCACUUUGAUACCGCUCAAAGCUACAGAAAUGAAACAGAAGCUGGAGUAGCGAUUCGUGAGAGCGGUCUAGCGCGAAGUGAGAUAUUCAUUACUACCAAAUAUUCCGGAACGGACGGACUGGAUAUCAAGACGUCUAUCCAGAAUAGCUUGAAGAAUCUGGGAGUCACCUACGUAGACCUGUAUCUCAUCCAUCAUCCGAGGCUCGCAGUCCCUGACAUACCCACCGUAUGGAAAGAAAUGGAAGCUCUCCAGGCAAAGGGACUGGCAAAGAGCAUCGGCGUCAGCAACUUUGGAGUCCAUGAGAUCGCGUUGUUACUGGCCUCUUCCAAUAUCAAACCUGCAGCUAACCAGAUAUUGCUCCAUCCAUAUGUAUACGCCCGGCAGAGCCCUAUUGUUGAAUACUGCCAAAAGGCGGGUAUUGUCAUUGAAGCCUACAGUCCUCUUAUGCAUGUUUUUCCACUUACGACGCUUCCUGGAGGCCCAGUCGAUGAUCCAGUUAACGAUCUCGCCGCAAAGUACGGUGUGACUCCUGACCAGAUCCUUCUGGCAUGGACCAAAUCGAAAGGUGCGGUUGUCGUAACGACGAGCUCGAAAAAGUCCAGGUUGGAAGGGUAUCUGAGUGCCGGGGACCUUGAACUCUCCCCAGAGGAAGUGACUGCUAUUGAUUUAGCAGGUGCAGCUAUGCCUAGACACUUGAAGAUCGCACGCCGUGUAGCUGUAACGUGUCUUGCAUCUACUGUUGCAUGGGGAAUCCUGCGCAUGUUGGGAUAUUGAGAUGAAUCGCCGUCACAACGUUUACCGUGUACUUCUAUUGCAAAUCUACUUCGGAAUCAAAUUACCAGUGAGAUACAAAAUUCUUCAGAAAGU